Molecule: messenger RNA, 1637 nt
Organism: Ceratosolen solmsi marchali
Lineage: Eukaryota; Metazoa; Arthropoda; Insecta; Hymenoptera; Agaonidae
Gene: Alg10
Product: alpha-1,2-glucosyltransferase Alg10
Exons: 1
Coding region: 64-1524 (486 amino acids)
Biological process (GO): dolichol-linked oligosaccharide biosynthetic process; protein N-linked glycosylation
Cellular component (GO): endoplasmic reticulum
Molecular function (GO): dolichyl pyrophosphate Glc2Man9GlcNAc2 alpha-1,2-glucosyltransferase activity
Source: RefSeq, a predicted model, not a curated record
GAAUUACAUUGUUAAAAUAAGAUCAUUUAAUGAUAAACGAAGUUGUAAUUACUGUGAAAAAUCAUGAGGGCAGGACAAGUAGCAACGCAAUAUAAGGAAAAAAUCUUCUAUAAAAUACCUGAUAAUUUUAUGAAUGCUUUUAUUAAAAUUUUGACAUUUGGAAGCGCUACGUUUUCACUGAUUUUAAUAUUACUAUUUUAUUAUUUAAAUUCUUUCCAGUCGCAUUAUUAUAUAGAUGAAAAGUUUCACGUGCCGCAAGCUUUGCGAUUUUGUGAAGGAGAAUUUUAUGAAUGGGACUCAAAGAUAACAACAUUGCCAGGAUUAUACUUGUUCUCGGCCUUUCUACUCGGUCCGCUUAAUCUUUGUACAAUAACCAAUUUAAGGCUUAUCAAUGUACUAUGCACAUAUUUAAAUUUAUUUUUAUCUUUCCAAAUAAUUAAGUGUUUGAAUGGAAGGAGUAAAGCUAGAACUGAUAAUAAUUUAAGGAGGUAUAAAUUGUAUUUAAUAGCUUGGAACAUUACCUUCUUUCCACCACUUUUCUUUUGGUUUUUUUUAUACUAUACCGAUAUAUUUUCGCUUAAUUUGAUAUUAAUAAUGCUCCUAUUUCAUUUAUACGAUAAACAUAAAACAGCUGCUUUUUUGGGUAUUCUGUCGAUAUGUGUUCGACAAACUAAUGUUGCAUGGGUCGCCUUUUUAGGUAUUGACAAAUGUCUGACUAUAAUCGACCAAAUUACAAAUAAGCCUCGUUUUACCGAUACAUUAAAUGUACUUCCAUGUCUGAGGACGUUGUAUAAAAUUUUUAAAGCAGAAAAGAAGCGUGGAACGUUACAUUUUUUAAAAUUUUUACAAUCAACUUGUAAAGACAUUUUUCCCUAUACCUUAGCUUUAACAUCUUUCAUUAUUUUUAUCAUUUAUAAUAAGGGUAUAGUCGUAGGUGAUCGAACUGCUCACGUUCCAACAUUUCACUUAACUCAAAUUUUUUAUUUCUCAUUAUUUGUACUUUGUUUCUCUUGGCCAUAUCUAUUGCCUUAUUUGGCUAAAUUUGUUAAACAAGUUAUAUACAAAAAUUUAAUAUCUAUAAGCUUACUUUCAUUUUUCCUCGUUUUAAUUAUUCAUUGCAAUACUUUAGUGCAUCCUUAUAUUUUAGCAGAUAACAGACAUUAUUCGUUCUAUGUAUGGAAAAACCUUAUGAGUCGUUUUGCCAUCUUUAAAUAUACCUUAGUUCCAGUUUAUGCUUUUGCAAUGUACGCUAUUUUUAAAUCAUUAAAUCAUUUAAGAUUAUUAUCAUUCGUAGCUUAUAUAUUAUGCACUUGUAUCGUACUAGUGCCACAACUACUUUUGGAACCACGAUACUUUAUUAUUCCGUACAUUUUAUGUCGAGUCUAUCAGAAGGAACCAAAUAAUUGGCAAAUAGUGGCAGAAACUCUUACGACCAUUUUUAUAAAUAUUGCGCAAUUUGUUUUAUUUAUUAACAAGACAUUCUAUUGGGAGGACGAGAAAUACCCGCAAAGAAUUGGAUGGUAAUUUGUAUUGUAAAAAUUCAUUAAUAAAUCAUCAAAUUGUAUGCGUAUAACAUUUGUAAUAACAAAGACUAAUAGAUUAUAUUUGUAAUAUUGAUGAAAAUUAAGUACACAUAU